Messenger RNA from Aplysia californica (California sea hare), 3412 nucleotides. RefSeq names its product serine incorporator 1. Bases 175 to 1677 code for a protein of 500 amino acids. The record is from RefSeq and is a predicted model, not a curated record. Gene Ontology annotation, cellular component: membrane. The transcript is spliced from 16 exons. NCBI's taxonomy places the organism in Eukaryota, Metazoa, Mollusca, Gastropoda, Aplysiida, Aplysiidae.
CUCCAGGAGAUUGACGUCACGAUCCUUCGCCAUUUUGUAGUAGAUUGUAAACAUUGGAUUGAGAAAUUUAGUAUCACGUGAAUUUUGACUCAUCAUAAUAAAAAUAUUAGAGUGUCUCCGGCUAGAUUAAAAAAUUCUUUAUACAGUGAGUAAAGAAAGUGGUUCAUCUUCGAAAUGGGUUGCAUAAUUGGAACCGGACUGGCUGGGGCUGCCUGUUGCUGCGGCAGCGCUGCGUGCAGCCUGUGCUGUGCAGCAUGCCCGUCCUGCAAGAACUCGACGGCCUCCAGGAUCGGCUACUCGCUGAUGCUUCUGUUUGGCUCCAUCGUGGCCGUCAUCAUGCUGAUCCCUGGCAUCCGGAGCAAGCUGGACGAUAUCCCAGGCCUAUGCAGUGGCAUCUUUGACGGUAAAGCUCCGCCGGGGAUGGAUGUCAGCGUUUUCCAAAAAGAGCAGUGCGACCACGCUGUGGGUUUCCUGGCUGUGUAUCGUGUUUGCUUCGCCAUGGCCAUGUUCUUCCUGCUCUUCUGCGUGCUCAUGAUCAAGGUCAACUCCUCGAAGGACCCGAGGUCAAAGAUACAGAACGGGUUCUGGUUCUUCAAAGUUCUCAUCAUGAUUGGUAUCUGCAUCGGAGCAUUUUUUAUACCGGGUGGAACAUUUGGGGAAGUGUGGAUGGUGGUGGGAAUGAUAGGAGCGUUCCUCUUCAUCCUGAUCCAGCUCAUCCUGCUAGUGGACUUUGCUCACGGCUGGGCUGAGUCCUGGGUGGAACUCUAUGAAGAGACGGAGGCCAAAUGCUACUACAUCGGCUUAUUUUUCUUCACGAUCCUCUUUUACCUGAUCAGCAUCGUGGCAAUCGUCCUGUUCUACGUCUACUACGCCAGUGGAGACUGCGCCCUCCACAAGUUCUUCGUCUCCUUCAACCUGAUCCUCAUCGUCGGCAUGAGUGUUGUGGCCAUCUUGCCCAGGAUUCAGGAACACCAGCCUCGCUCGGGCCUGUUGCAGUCCUCCAUCAUCUCGGCAUACGUUAUCUACCUCACCUGGUCAGCCAUGUCCAACAACCCAGACACCAAGUGCAACCCGAACCUGAAGGACAUCAUUGACCCGCCCACCCACAACAUCACCACCGCGGCAACUGUGGGUGGAGACGCAAACGGCACUGGGACUAGCGACGGCGUUUUUGACUGGCAGAGUAUCCUGGCCCUGGCCAUCUGGCUCUUCGCCGUCCUCUACUCCAGCAUUCGCACCAGCAGCAACAGCCAGGUGGGAAAACUGACGCUGUCGGAGAAAACCAUCCUACAGACAGACACGGACACCUACAAGAGCAAGCGUAAAUCUGGGAGCAGCGAGGAUCUGAUGGUGUUCACCGUCUCCAAAGGCUCAGGAAUACCUUUACCAGGCAGCUCUGACAGCGAGGGCGACGCGGAGACGGGCCAGAAGGUGUGGGACAACGAGGAGGAGGCCGUGGCCUACUCGUACAGCUUCUACCACUUCAUGCUGUUCCUGGCUGCGCUCUACGUCAUGAUGACCCUCACCAACUGGUUCAAGCCAAGCUCUGACAUGACGACUCUCAACGCCAACAUGGCGUCGGUCUGGGUGAAGAUUGUCUCCAGCUGGCUCAGCAUCCUCCUGUACGUCUGGACGCUGGUGGCGCCCGCCAUCCUCUCCGGCCGAGACUUCGGCUAAGGCCCCCGCGGGCCGUCUGUGCGCCAGCACAGCCCCGCGCUGCGCACGCACCAUUCCGUGCUGUCGAUUUGUUAGAAUGAUGGCUGUGCUGUGUGCUGGGGGUGGGAACAGAACAGUGGUGUUCUUUUCUAACCGUGUAAUUGGUUUCUUGGAAAAAAAUUUCACCUUGCCAAAAAAACAGAAACCCCCCCAAAAAACAACUAUCGUCUCAUUUAAACGAUGAGAGAAGCAAUAGGAGAAGGUUCGCUUGCAGGUCUAUUUAUAGUACAGGCCGACUCUUGAUUUUCAUCUUGGACUGGCAGGUGAACCGCAGGAAGAGCUUAAGAACAAAACAAAAAAAAGUUGACCUGUUUCUUCCUGUUGCACGGUUAGAGCGUGAUACCAUCAAGGAGUUUCUUUGAGGAAAGCAGAACUUUACAGGAGCAUUGGGACGCUGCUGUGAUAUCAGAGUGAAUGCAUACCCAGAUACUCACAUCACAAUUUAAAAAAUGUUUGUUUGUUUGUUGUUGUUUUUGUUUUUUUCUCCAAAUAUUCAGGUUCAGAUUUGUCGUUUUUGUUUGAAUUGCGCUUUGAGUAAGAACAAGUAAGGCGUCACUGUAAAAUCCUUAUCGUUAGAAAAAUUUAUAUUUUGUAUUUUCUUUAAUUUCUUUUUACAGUUUAAGAAAUAUUUCUGCAGUGAUAAGUCGUGCAUCAUUUUGCUGUCCAUCUGUUUGGUUAAGUGUUCACACUGCUAUGAUUGAUCGCAGACUCACUGCCUGUCCGCCAUGUCUCUUAUUGCUGUCCCCUGUGGACCCGCAAUUUCUAUGUGUGUUUUAAAAAGUGACUGUGGCCUAACUGAUAUAUAGAGACUCAAAUACAGCUGCUGUAACAACACCAUAAUAAAGAAUUCUUUACUCAGAAACGGUAGGGGCAACAGCAAAGGUAGGCAGCUGAAAUAGAACUGUGACCGCAGCAAUUGCAGUAUAGGCUGGAGUGGGCUAAGUCGAUUCAUGGCUCUAGUUGUCAGCUGUACACAGAAUGUGUUUGUGAAAUGCUGAACGCCUUGGCCCCUUUCGAAACAACAGGUAGGCCUACAGUUGAUGUUAUUUUUUUUCUGGUGUCGCAACCAAAAGGUGGCUCUUUUUUCGAUCAGUUAUUUUCCCCUUUUUUUUUUUCCUGCUCAUGACCAAAUAGCAUCUAGCAAGCUUUGCACAAAACUGGAGACUCGGAGGUAGUGUGAGAAAUCACUAUUAUUUUUGUUUUUGUGAACAUUAUUAUCUUUAUUUUCAUUUUUAUUAAAUUUUUUUGUUGUUCCUAUUUUUUCCUCAACAAGUAUUUAAAUAAAGACAAGAUGGUUGUUGUGAAAUCGUACCUAAGUAGAACAAGAGUUUGAUCAUUUUGUUUUGUUUUUUCUCGGGAGGGGGGUGUAAAUAAUAUCUUUUAGAGUUGAUCACUAAAAGAAAGUGAAAAGAAUAUUCUAUGUGUUUACUAUCUCCGUUUGAUUUGGCAAAGGGUUCUCUUGUCUGAAUCUUUUUAAAUGUCAUUUCCUUUGACAACCACUUAAGUUUUAAAUAUGAAAAAAGGUUUGUGUCCUUUUUUUUAUACACACCUUUACUGGCAUCUGAUAAAGAAUUUCUACAAUUUUGUAAAUGCAAAAAUGUAAAUGGAUGUUGUAGAUGUAUAUAUAUAAUGUGUGUCUUGGUUGUUUGAUUUUUAUUUUUUUUUUGCUCUUCACAAAUAAAACUUUGGAAUGAUA